Vicugna pacos (alpaca) is the source of this 1207-nucleotide messenger RNA. Lineage: Eukaryota; Metazoa; Chordata; Mammalia; Artiodactyla; Camelidae. The record is from RefSeq and is a predicted model, not a curated record.
AUUGGGAAAUACCUCUCUCUCUGACACUCUAUAAAGGUCCGGGGUGGCCCCAAGCGAGGACUUCUGCGGCACAGCGGCCUCCCCAGGACGUGAGAUUCUCCCCGCCCGCCUGCCACCAUGAGGCUUCCAGCCCUCACCAGCUUGCUGUGUAUCUUGCUUCUCUGCUUGUCCGUCUUCUCUGUGGAAGGGAGAAGGCAUCCGAGGCACCCUGCCAAGCCUGGGAGAGGCAGGCCCUGCUGUCCCCGAGGUCCUAGCCCAGACCUGAUGGCUCAGAAAGAGCACCAUGUGAGGAACUGCAGAUCAUGCAAGCUCAAGAAAAAGCCACACUAUUGGGUGGUGCCUGGGGCACUCCCACAAGUGUAGCAUUCCCCAAACCAGGCUCCUUACGGCUGAGACCCUCAUGCCCAGUGCCCGAGGCACCCAGGAGCCUCAGGUUCCCCCAGGAUGUCCUGCUCGAAGUUGGGGCUGAUGGCAAAGAUCCCCAAGAGCUCUGGCCCAUGGAAGCCUCUGCCCAUGAACCUGAGCCCCUCUCAUAAAGGCACAUUCCUUGCCUGCCGUGUUGGCUGGGGCUCAUGCUACCUUUCAGAAAAACCUGAAUCAGAAUCUUCUGAAAACCAUAACAAGAAUUCAAAGGUCAAAAAAGCUCUGGAAUGCCUGUCUUGCUGUGUGGCCUUGUACAAGUAACUUAGCCUCUCUGAGCUCAUGCAGGCUUCAGAGAUAUAAAACACAGCGAGAGAAAAUAACCAAGAACGGCACCAGUGGAUUUCACUCACCCUCUUCAGCCUACUUGGCAGUGAGCUGGGACGCUGGAGGGCUUCAUCUCAGGCGCCAAGGGCCCUGGGAAAGUUCCAGAACUCCAGAGCCUGAUCUCAGUCAUGCCACCAACCUUCAGAGUCAUUGUCAUCGAGGCUCAGCCCACCUGGCCUCCUCAGUUCCCACCUGGACCCUUGCACACCGAUAGUCAAAAUUCCACCGUGACCUGCAGCAGCUACAAACCCAGAGACUUCCGAGCCGGCUAGGGUUCAGGGUAACAGGCACCCAAGAGCAGCCGAUCAGCAAUGCAGAGGCUCAGCUGUCCUGACAUACACCUAGCCCCUAACCAUCCCGCAUCCAAUGGCCCCCAAAGGAACCCCUUCCCAACUUCCUGAUGUGAAUCUGCUGGAAAGAACAUUUAAACAAAUUACAAAUAAACUAAAUGCCUGGCAAA